AUGAGAAAGGAUAAUCGAAGUUGUGUGUCUGAAUUCAUUCUCCUGGGACUUCCCAUCCAGCAGGAAGAACAAGGCUUGUACUAUGCACUGUUCCUGGCCAUGUAUCUCAUUAUGGUGCUGGGGAACCUGCUCAUCAUCCUGCUCAUCAGGCUGGACUCCCGCCUCCACACUCCCAUGUACUUCUUCCUCAGCCACUUGGCUUUCACGGACAUCUCCUUCUCCUCUGUCACAGCACCAAAGAUGCUCAUGAGCAUGCUGACACAGAGCGGAUCCAUCCCCUAUGCUGGGUGCAUUGCCCAGGAAUUCUUUUUCUUAUUAUUUGGGGGUAUUGACAGCUUCCUCCUCACCUCAAUGGCCUACGACAGAUAUGUGGCCAUUUGUCACCCACUUCACUACAACACCAUCAUGAGUCACGGCCUUUGUUGCUUGCUGGUAAUUUUGUCAUGGGUUUUGUCCUCUGCCAGUGCCCUGGUACACACCCUACUCCUCUCUGAUCUCUCUUUCUGUAGAGACAACACUCUCAUGAGAAGGGGUAAUGGAAGCACAUUCUCCGAGUUCAUCCUCCUGGGGCUCCCCAUCAGGCCAGAGGAGCAAGGCCAGUUCUAUGCCCUUUUCCUGGCCAUGUACCUGACCACCGUGCUGGGGAACCUGCUCAUCAUCCUGCUCAUCAGGCUGGACUCCCGCCUCCACACCCCCAUGUACUUCUUCCUCAGCCACUUGGCUUUCACCGACAUCUCUUUCUCCUCUGUCACAGCACCAAAGAUGCUCAUGAACAUGCUGACACAGAGCCGGUCCAUCUCAUAUGCUGGUUGCAUUUCCCAGGUGUAUUUUUUCUUAUUUUUUGCAGAUCUCGACAGCUUCCUCCUCACUUCGAUGGCCUACGACAGGUAUGUGGCCAUCUGUCACCCCUUGCACUACACCACCAUCAUGAGUCAGAGCAUCUGCUUCCUGUUAGUGACAGGCUCCUGGGUUUUGUCCUUUGCAGGAGCCCUUGUACACACCCUCCUUCUCGCCCGUCUUUCUUUCUUUAUAGACAACACUCUCCACCACUUCUUCUGUGACCUCUCAGCCUUGAUUAAACUAUCCAGCUCAGAUACCACUGUCAAUGAGCUGGUUAUCCUCAUUGUAGGAUCAUUGGUCAUUACCCUACCAUUUGUAUGCAUUCUGGUCUCUUAUGGCCGCAUUGGGGCCACCAUCUUGAAAACUCCCUCCCUGAAGGGAAUCUGCAAAGCCCUGUCCACAUGUGGCUCUCACCUCUCUGUGGUUUCUCUGUACUAUGGAGCAAUUAUUGGGCUCUACUUUGUCCCCUCAUCCAACAACACGAAUGACAAGGAUGUCAUUGUGGCUGUGAUGUACACGCUGGUCACGCCCAUGCUAAACCCCUUCAUCUACAGCCUGAGGAAUCGAGAUAUGAAAGGAGCUCUGAAAAGUAUCCUCAGGAGAGGAACCUUUUCAGUGUAG
Molecule: messenger RNA, 1461 nt
Organism: Dipodomys spectabilis (banner-tailed kangaroo rat)
Lineage: Eukaryota; Metazoa; Chordata; Mammalia; Rodentia; Heteromyidae
Product: olfactory receptor 50-like
Exons: 2
Coding region: 1-1461 (486 amino acids)
Biological process (GO): G protein-coupled receptor signaling pathway
Cellular component (GO): membrane
Molecular function (GO): G protein-coupled receptor activity; olfactory receptor activity
Source: RefSeq, a predicted model, not a curated record